Messenger RNA from Striga asiatica, 480 nucleotides. The record is from the annotation of a GenBank genome assembly. NCBI's taxonomy places the organism in Eukaryota, Viridiplantae, Streptophyta, Magnoliopsida, Lamiales, Orobanchaceae.
UACAAAUCGAUUUUGAUUGUCGAGCUCAACAACAAUGGAGGACCAUUAAGCUUCAAUUUGUUGCGAUUCUUGCGAAGAUCUCAAGCCGAGAUGAAGUCGAUUCGCUUAGAGAUAAACAUUUUUAUGGAUUUCGUGCUUAUGGAAAUUAAGUAUGCUGUAAGUGAGGAAAAUCCUGAGAAGUUGUGCAGAGAGAUCAUCAGGUUGGAGGGAGAGAUUCUUGCCAUGGCUUCCACUAUUGAGCAGCAACAGAAGGAAUUUACGGAUUUUAAGGAUCGGGUAGUGCCUAUAAUUGCCGAGAGAAUUUGUACCUUCUGUUACAGUGCCAGUGCCAUGGACUUGGAAGAAGAUCAACUUACGAAGCCGGUAUCAUUAGGAAUUGAUUCUGGCAGCAAAGGAACUGCUGAUGAUCUGAGCAAUUCAUCGCAACUCAUGCAAAUUUUUCUGCUUCCAUUUGCUUCACACGGGAAAAAAAUAAUCAAU